CACGUGAUUAAUAAUACAAUGAGAGUUACAACCUUCUUCUUUAUUUCACAACAAUUAUAAUAUAUGUAAAAUUACUUUUCAAGUCUAUAUAUUGUAAAUAUAUAAUUAUAUGUGUUUAGCUUUUUGAAAAUAGAAAACCCGAUUCGACAGAUUGAACCCGUCAAACCAAUAGCUAUUCCGAUAUCAGAUCCAGUAUUCAAAACAUUGCCUCUACGCCUAUAAAUUAAAACUCUCUCUUCUUUAAACUUCCACCCAAAAUCACACUGCCUCUCAUCAUAUAAUUGGAACUAAAAAAUUUAAAACAGCAAACGCCGUCGUUUCACGAUGCUCUCUUCUUCCCCAACCUUCUUCACUCCUCCAUUUCUCUCCUCCCUCUCACCACCGUCUCGAACUUCCCGGAUAUCGCCGCCUCUUUCCGCCACCACCUCUUCCUUCCACACCCCGCAGCGAUCGUCGGCGACGGCGUCUCUCUACGAGAUCCUCGAAAUUCCCGUAGGCUCGACGAGCCGAGAGAUCAAAUCGGCUUACCGGCGGCUGGCCAGAAUCUGCCAUCCCGACGUGGCGGGAAACGGUCGGUCGGCGGACGAGUUUGUGAAGAUCCACGCUGCGUAUUGCACGCUCUCUGAUCCCGAGAAACGCGCCGUUUACGAUCGGAGGAUGCUUCGUCGGAGCGGCACGUUGAGUGUUGGUGUUUCUCGUUACGGCAGUUACGUCGGAAGGAACUGGGAAACUGAUCAGUGCUGGUAGCGACUUGACUCGGUGUUCGAGUAUAUCAUAACCAAAGUGCAUUAAAUUGGUUUUCGUGGAUUAGUGCAAAAUCCAGAGAUUAAUGGGUUGUAAAUGAUAAAUACGUAUAAAUGUGUGUAUAACUAGUUGCUUAAUAUGGGGUAUUGGCGAUAAGCAUAACGCUAAUAAUAUCCUUUGAUUUUAUAUUAUAUUUUUUUAAAGUUCAACAAAGUGUAUCCGCUUGUACCACCACGUAGGAUCAACGCGUUGUGUGAAAUCUUAUCCCUAAAAACUAAAAAUGAAGAUGAUGCUUAUGACAGU
Molecule: messenger RNA, 1047 nt
Organism: Eruca vesicaria subsp. sativa (arugula)
Lineage: Eukaryota; Viridiplantae; Streptophyta; Magnoliopsida; Brassicales; Brassicaceae
Source: the annotation of a GenBank genome assembly